AUGGUGCCUUUCAAAGCUGCUCUGACGGAGCAUUUAGCCCUAAUGCAGCCCUCCAGGGAGCAGGUGCAGAGACUUAUAGCAGAACACCUUCCACACCUGACUCCCAGCAUAAGGCUAGAGGAGCCCUUGCUGCAGAUAAGCGUGGAUUCCUGGUUCAUUCGUGUUCUGCUUGGCAGUGAUCUGAUUCGUGUCAGUGCCCACAAUGCUACCACAGUUGCACCUUCUGUAGGAAUUACAAGACGAAUUAACUCAUCAAUGGCAGAACCAGUUAAAGAAGAGGCCAAAACUUCAAAUCCAACUUCUUCACUAACUUCUCUUUCUGUGUCACCAACAUUCAGCCGAAAUAUAACUCUGGGACCCGUCAAUUCUUCAGACUCUGACAAUGGGACCACAAGAACAGCAAGCACGAACUCUAUAGGCACUACAAUUUCAGCAAAUGGAACGUGGCUUCCAGAUAACCAGUUUGCGGAUGCCAGAACAGAACCCUGGGAGGGAAAUUCCAGCACCGCAGCAACCACUCCAGAAACCUUCCCUCCUUCGG
Molecule: messenger RNA, 541 nt
Organism: Mandrillus leucophaeus (drill)
Lineage: Eukaryota; Metazoa; Chordata; Mammalia; Primates; Cercopithecidae
Product: receptor-type tyrosine-protein phosphatase alpha-like
Exons: 3
Source: RefSeq, a predicted model, not a curated record